Molecule: messenger RNA, 201 nt
Organism: Rotaria sordida
Lineage: Eukaryota; Metazoa; Rotifera; Eurotatoria; Philodinida; Philodinidae
Source: the annotation of a GenBank genome assembly
AUGACAACAAAGAUGAUGAUGGUUAAUGGUGGUCAAUUAGAUAAUACUAAUGUUAUCUGUGAAUGUGAAUGUUUGAACUGGUCUGAAUAUAGUAAUCCAUCAAAACCAAUGGCUAAUUGUGAUUCGUGCAAUGUUGCUGCUUGUCGACGAAUGGGAGGUAGCUGUACAAGUGGUAGUAUAUUUAGAAUUAGUUGCACUUAA